AUGUGGGUCGGAACGCCAGGGCGCGAUGACGAGCUCUUCGCAAAGAUGCUGAUCGACGAAUGGCUGCGGGCGGAGCGGGAGAUUAGCCGAAUUAGAAUCAACGCCCAGCCGGACUACCCGAAUUGCCCUCCCUUGCUGCGGCCGUAUGCCGAUUUUGUGCUGCGUCAGAACCGCUUAAAAGGCUAUAUCCGGCGGGUGGACGGUCAGGUUUUGCAUAUCGAGAUCGGUGAUUUGAUGAUACACCUGUAUACCGAAAAUAUG
Messenger RNA from Mesorhabditis spiculigera, 261 nucleotides. Lineage: Eukaryota; Metazoa; Nematoda; Chromadorea; Rhabditida; Rhabditidae. The record is from the annotation of a GenBank genome assembly.